AUGUCCCAGCUCGCGCCGCCGUCGGCGCCGUUCCUGGGCGCGAGCGAGCCGGGCAGCCCGACGCCCGGCCCGCCCACGCCGCGCGACUCGUACGCCUCGACGCCGACGCAGAACGCGCCGCUGCUCUCCGCCGGGGAGCGCGGCGGCAGCUCGCCCGACUUGCCUGGCGUAUAUUCAAGCAGCAAUGCAAGACGGCCGUGGUAUAAACGCCCGCUGUGGUGGCUCGUGGGCGGCGCGGCGUUCGUCGCGGUCGUGCUCGUCGUGGUGCUCCCCGUGGUGUUUACGGUCGGGAAGAAGGACGGGGUUGUUGGUGGCGGGAGCAGUAGUGGCGGCGGUGGCGCCAACCCGCAGAGCCCGACGGGCGCGACGACCGGCGGGAAUGGGUCGGAGGUGAUUAUGGAGAACGGAUCCAAGUUUACCUACAUAAAUCCCUUUGGCGGCUUCUGGGUGCAGGAUCCCAACGACCCAUUCAACGACAACGCACAAUGCAACGAAUGGACGCCCCCGCUCAAUACCACCUGGGACUGGGGCACCAACCGCGUAUUCGGUGUCAACCUUGGCGGGUGGUUCGUGAUCGAGCCCUUCAUCAUGCCCUCGUUCUUCCAAAAGUAUAAUGGGACGGUCGACGAGUGGACGCUCAGCGAGGCCAUGGCCAACGAUACCGCCAGCGGCGGGCUGCAGCAGCUCGAGGACCACUACAACACCUUUAUCACUGAACAAGACUUUGCCGAAAUCGCCGGCGCGGGCCUCAACUGGGUGCGCAUCCCGAUCCCCUUCUGGGCGAUCGACGUCUGGGACAACGAGCCGUUCCUCGCCAAGGUCUCGUGGAAGUACAUCCUGCGCGCGCUCGGCUGGGCGCGCAAGUACGGCCUGCGCGUCAACCUGGACCUGCACACGAUCCCGGGCUCGCAGAACGGGUACAACCACUCGGGCAAGCUCGGCUCGAUCAACUUCCUCAACGGCAUCAUGGGCGUCGCGAACGCGGAGCGCACGCUCGACUACAUCCGCAUCCUCGCCGAGUUCAUCGCGCAGCCCGAGUACCAGAACGUCGUGCCCAUCUUCGGCAUCAUCAACGAGCCGCUGCUGGGCAUCAUCGGCCAGGACCAGCUCACGCGGUUCUAUCUGCAGGCGUACGACCGCAUCCGCGCGGUCACGGGGAUUGGCGAGGGCCACGGCCCGUAUAUCAGCAUCCACGACGGGUUCCAGGGCUUGGGCAUCUGGAAGGACUUUUUGCCCGGCGCGGACCGCUUCAUUCUCGACACGCACCCGUAUUUUGCGUUCGGCGGGAUGCAGGACGUGCCGAUCGCGGUACCUGACGGCGACGGCGACAAUUACGGCGGGACGUGGCCUAAGCAAGCGUGUCUCUCGUGGGGGAUUGGACAGAACCAGAGUCAACUCGACUUUGGCGUGACCAUCGCGGGAGAGUUCAGCGCGGGCUUCAACCCGUGCGGCCUGUUCCUGCAGGGCGUGAACGAGAACACGCCGGACUAUUGCCCCUUCUGGAUGGACUCGUCACAGUGGAACGAGACCGUCAAGGCUGGUCUCAUGCAGUUCACCCUCGCCAGCAUGGACGCACUGCAGAACUGGUUCUUUUGGACGUGGAAGGCGCGUCCACCUCUCCCCUCUAGCAUCGGCAACUCCUCGACGACCAACACCGUCCAGUGCCCUCUCUGGUCGUACAAACUCGGCCUCGACAACGGCUGGAUCCCCAAGGACCCGCGCCAAUCCAUCGGCAAGUGCGGCGCGCUCGGCGUGCAGGCCCCCGUGCAGUUCAACGGGUCAUACCAGUCCUGGCAGACGGGCGGCGCGGGCGCGGGCACCAUCGACCCGACCGUGUCCGCGUCGUACUCGCAGUGGCCGCCCGCGAGCAUCAGCGGCGCGAGCGUGCCCGUGACGGAGCUCCCGCAGUACACCGCGACGGGCGUCGUCGAGACGCUCACGAAUCCGAGCAUCUCGGGCAAGGCGAGCAGGACGGUGAGCAGCCUUGCGUGGGCGGAUCCGAGCGAUACGGCGAGCGCGGCGACGGAGAUCAGUGGCUGCGAGUACCCGGAUGCGUGGGGGCCCGCGUCGUUGCCGCCCGUGUGUACAGGUCAGGCGGCGAAGAGGGCGGUGCCGGAACCUCUGGUCACAGCUGCGCCCGAGCGGAGACGAUGA
Molecule: messenger RNA, 2154 nt
Organism: Gloeophyllum trabeum ATCC 11539
Lineage: Eukaryota; Fungi; Basidiomycota; Agaricomycetes; Gloeophyllales; Gloeophyllaceae
Product: glycoside hydrolase
Exons: 6
Coding region: 1-2154 (717 amino acids)
Biological process (GO): glucan catabolic process
Cellular component (GO): cell surface; extracellular region
Molecular function (GO): beta-glucosidase activity
Source: RefSeq, a predicted model, not a curated record